AUGAACGAUCGAAUUGUAAUUCUCUGUUCUUAUGAUGGGAAGAUUAAUUACCUCGAAAAUAAUAUGCUCGUUUAUGAAGGAGGCACGACGAGAUCGUUGUUCAUAACAAAAUCGUGUACUUUCGAUGAGUUGGUUAAUGAAUUACACAAACUUACAUUAACUAACUCACGUGAGUAUCACCUCAGUGUGGUUUGCAAUUAUCCUGUUGUGGGGAACAGAACAAGUGGCAUUCAAAUAUCAAGUGACUACGAUAUGGGUCUCAUUCAUGUCUUACACGACGAGAAGCGUUCGGUCGAAUUGUUCAUUGAAAAACAUCAGAGAGAUUUGGGCAAAUCGUUGAACUACGAAGGAAUGUAUUCCCGCAUGUUGGAGGAUCCUGAAGUUGAUUCUGUAGGCUUUUUAUCUCCUCAACAAGAUGAAUGUUGGACACAAUCACAAUACAUGAGCGGUCCUUCGUUCGUGGGCACUUCGAAUGCUUUCGAUACUAACACGGGAAUUCAAGAAGAUAAUGCAAGUGUUGAAUCCGAGAAUGAUGAUGAAGAGGAGGGAUUACAAAUUAAUAGCAUGACCGUGAUAGAUCGUGAUGACGGAUAUUACCUCCAUACGAUAGUCGACAUUGGACACCAUACAAAGAGUGUUUUCGUCCACCAUACGAUAGUCGACAUUGGACACAAGAUGGGCCACGGAUAUUACCUCCAUUGUAUAAAAGAUCGGCGGGGCGCCCUCAUUCCGUGCGUAUUAGAAAUAGUAUGGAUGACGGACGUGAAGGAGCUAGGAGGAGAAAUAAGUGCAGUAGAUGUGAUCAACCGGGUCACAACAAAAAUAGGUGUCCAUUUACACUCGUUAUUUGUAAUACGUGUUAUGUAUGAUACUGUGUUCAUUGCACUCUGUAUAUAUGCUCAUAUUUUAAUCACAGGUCUAUUCAUUAUGGAUCCGGGACCGGAGAAUCCCGACGUUUUGUACCUUCAGGCGAGUCAUUGUUCAGACCAUAUUGGUUCGGGAGAGCCCGUACCAGAGUUCACGAUGAUCGAGCAUUCCCAUAGUCAUUCGGCAUGGGUCAUAGAGGAUGAGAGGGUACUAGCUUUGAUCGCUCAGGCCGGUUUUCGACCGUGUUCGACGAUUCGUUAUAUCAGGCUUGAUUGGCCGCUUAUCACUGCUUUGAUUGAGAGGUGGAGGCCAGAGACCAACACCUUUCACAUGCAUAUAGGGGAGUGCACCAUCACUUUACAGGACGUGGCCGUCAUACUUGGGCUCCGGAUUGAUGGACCGGUAGUUACGGGCACCGACGAUCAUAGUUGGCCGGAGGUAUGUGGCCGGCUACUUGGACAGGUUCCCGACUUGAGGAGUGGUGCGAUGAAGCUAUCGUGGCUUCGUCAGACAUUUCAGGGCGACAUACCAGAGGAUGCCUCUGAUGAGACGCUCCAGUUUCAUGCUCGUGCAUACAUAUUGCACAUGAUAGGGUGCGUACUAUUUCCUGAUGCGAGCAAGACUCUCGUACAUGCACGAUGGCUGCCACUGCUGGAGGAUUUUGGUGUAUGCGGGGCACUAUCGUGGGGCAGUGCGGUGUUGGCAUAUUUGUAUCGAGAAUUGAGUAGAGUAUCUCUGAUGCAGAAUAAAGAAUUCAAGGGAUGCUGUACGUUGAUACAGAUUUGGUCAUGGGAGCGCAUUCAUAUUGGACGACCCACUUUACUUAUGCACCGUGACUUAGAGGGGCAGUAUCCGUUGGCAUACAGGUAUAACGUGCGAUACGCUCAGUACAAAUCAGCGACGCGUCACCGUCAGUUUUACCGAAAUGAGCUUGAUGGCCUCCAGCAUGAACAGUUCAAGUGGAGACCCUAUACACCGCCGGAGCUCGAUAUACAUUCUCUUGCACCUAUCUGCCGAGAUAGUCCCGGCUUGUGGAGAGCCAGAGUUCCAUUGAUCUGUUGGGAGAUCGUAGAGAUGCAUGUACCGGACCGUGUGCUACGGCAGUUUACACUCUCUCAGCAUAUUCCAGAUCCUGUCGAGCAGAUCAAUCGUCGGCGGCGCCCUACAUCGCACCGGACUGACUGGGCCGUAGUCCGUGCGGACUACAUAGGCAGGUGGGUUCAGAGGUGGGAUUGCAUACAGGAUACGAGGCCCACAGCUGUUGACUAUACCACGUAUAUGCGUUGGUAUUGGGGUAUCACACGUAGAUGGAUCACGCGUGACCCACAGCCUUUAGCUGGACACAUGCCACGCCCACCGACAGAUAGUUACAUCCCUAGUGGGAUGAACGAGAGAGAUUACGUCCGUGUUUUAGAUAGCAUUGAUGCUGAUAUUGAUGCGCACGUGACUGAGAUUCAGGAUCAGGUGGCGUUAGGUCUCCUCAGCAGGAUCAAGAAGAGCAUAGCGCAGGUGUUCCAUAAGACUCACGUCGACGAGUUCGCAGGCCGUGAGGACAGGUCUCGCUCAUUUGGACGGGCGUACGCUCGACGUCGACGGCCGCGUGAUGAUGACGCCGGCACUUCGCAUGCCGAUGGAGCCGGCACUUCGCCAAGCUUCAUACACAGCACCGAGAUACUAGAUAGUUGCGCUCAUCAGCAGAACCCAGGCGGGCGGGGAAGAGCGAGGAGGAGGGACGAGAGGGAGAGGAAGGAGGCGGAGCGUGAUGAUUGCGGUGUGUAUAUCAAUGUACUUAUUGAUAAAUUGCUAACUUCGCUGAAUUUUUAA
Molecule: messenger RNA, 2691 nt
Organism: Asparagus officinalis (garden asparagus)
Lineage: Eukaryota; Viridiplantae; Streptophyta; Magnoliopsida; Asparagales; Asparagaceae
Product: serine/threonine-protein phosphatase 7 long form homolog
Exons: 6
Coding region: 1-2691 (896 amino acids)
Biological process (GO): meristem development; meristem maintenance
Source: RefSeq, a predicted model, not a curated record